Molecule: messenger RNA, 791 nt
Organism: Sebastes umbrosus (honeycomb rockfish)
Lineage: Eukaryota; Metazoa; Chordata; Actinopteri; Perciformes; Sebastidae
Gene: mrpl58
Product: mitochondrial ribosomal protein L58
Exons: 6
Coding region: 77-646 (189 amino acids)
Biological process (GO): mitochondrial translational termination
Cellular component (GO): mitochondrial large ribosomal subunit
Molecular function (GO): translation release factor activity
Source: RefSeq, a predicted model, not a curated record
UAAGUGUUGCUAUUUUAGCAUCGGCAGCACCGAGCUACAUCACACAGUUGACUGGCCAUAACGACGUCAUUCCAACAUGGCGGCGCACAUAGCACGACGUUGUUAUUUACUUUGUCGUAGUGCAGUAAACGUGAUGCCACAGCGAGUACAACUAACAAGAGACAUUAACAACACGUUACAGCAGAGUGUUGGUUACGGGACCCGAGGGACAGACAGCACACAGGACGUCCAAGUACACAUUCCAGUGGACCGCCUGACGGUAUCUUACAGCAGAAGCGGUGGUCCUGGUGGUCAGCAUGUCAAUAAAGUCAACACAAAAGCAGAGGUCCGCUUCCAUGUGCAAACAGCAGACUGGAUCCCAGAAGAUGUCCGACAGAAUAUCUUUGAAAAGAACAGAAACCGCAUCAAUAAGGCCGGGGAGCUGCUGGUGACCUCAGAGCUGAGCAGGAGUCAGCACAGAAACCUGUCUGAUUGUAUACAGAAGAUUUCAGCCAUCAUAGCUGAGGCCAGCGAGAAGCCACGGGAACCAACAGCAGAGGACAUAGCUCUUAGGGCAGCCAGGUUAGAUAAGGGGAACAAGGAGCGACUCAAACAGAAGAAGAUCCAUUCAGCUACAAAGACGAGCAGACGAGUGGAUUUUGACUGAUUGACUGUUAUGUUUCUACCUCCCAUGAUUGUUUUGUACAUAUGAUUUAUAUGUCCAGUCUUAAUUAUUUUGUCUUGAAUUUUCUGUACAAUAAAAGUAAGUAGCAACAUUUUUCUUAUUAAAUAUAAUGUUUUAAAGUAAACUA